AAAGAUGGCACAAACAUCACCUCAAUACAUUAACACGUGAAUUAAAAAUAAAGGAACUUUGAAAUGAAAGGUGCAAUGGAGCUGCUACAAUAUUAACUACCAUUCUCACUUCUCAUCCUAUUAUAUUAUAUUCACAGUUUCACACCAUCCAUCAACCACAUAAACUUCUAUGUCGCGAAGGCCAAGAUCGCCGGUGAUCACGUCCCGGAGGAGUAAUAAACCGCCGCAUCCGUCACCGUCACCCCGUCGUAGGACGAAGAGUAAGUCAAAGCCUGUCAAUAUCUUGAAGCGUUGCUCAUCAGCGCCUCUGCUUCCACAGGGGGAUGAUAUUGAUUUCGAUGCUGAUGAUAUGGGUAACCUUUCAAUGAGGAGAGGAGAGACGCUUUUCCGUCCUCAAACGUUUUCAGAUGCUUUUCUAUCUUCCCCUUCUCUCUUUGCUUCCUCUCCAAAGAUUUGCACUAACCAGAUAAAGGAGUACGACAAGGAAGCUAAGGUGGUGGUUAAUGUUACAGUUGAAGGAAGUUCAGGACCAGUCCGAAUCUUGGUAAAGUUGGGGUCAACAGUGGAAGACACAAUAAGGCGUGUGGUGGAUAAAUACAGAGAAGAAGGAAGAAGCCCCGAGAUCGAUCCUAACGUGGCAUCUUCAUUCCAAUUGCACUGCUCCUAUUUCAGUGUUCAAAGUUUAGAUAAAUCAGAAUUAAUUGGGGAUGUAAGUAGUAGAAGCUUUUAUCUGCAGAAGAGUAAUGCUGCUGCAUCAACUUCUCAAUCGGAAUUAGUCACACGUAACCCUGCUUCGCCGCCCUUUGCAACUCCUCCAAUGUUACUCCAGUCUUUGAUUGCCCGAAAGAUUAGCAAAAUUAUCAGAAGAGCUCGCAGGCUAUGGAAGAUUUCCGUUUGUGAACAAUGACAAAGGAUCCAAAACCUCCUUCACACGUGAAAGCAGCAACCGUUUUUAUCUGUUGCUUUUCAACUCAUAAUGUUUACUCUUUCAAUUUCAAUUUGCUCUACAAUGUUUAUUCAAUUUUCGUGUGAAUACUAUAUUAUUUUGUUUGGAAAUGAUUACUAUGAUACUCAAGUUUGGUCUAGUAA
Molecule: messenger RNA, 1089 nt
Organism: Lotus japonicus
Lineage: Eukaryota; Viridiplantae; Streptophyta; Magnoliopsida; Fabales; Fabaceae
Exons: 3
Coding region: 170-907 (245 amino acids)
Source: RefSeq, a predicted model, not a curated record